AUGAAGGUACCAGAGGAGGAAUCGAUGAGUGAUAUUCUGAAAAGGUUAACUGGCGAGUCUGCGCUGCCCGUGUACAGCAACAUCGAGAAGUUCAAGCGGGGAAGGGACGGCUUGUACUUCGUUGCCGAGGACUUCAGCGAAACUGUGAAAAAGAGAGAAUUGGUCAACGCCAAGGAGCGACUGAGAAUCAGGAACUUGAAUACCAUGUUUUCCCGCUUGAAACGCAUGGUGCCACUAAUGCGACCAGACCGAAAGCCCAGCAAAGUGGACACACUUAAAGCGGCGACAGAAUACAUUCGAUUGCUUGUGGCAGUUUUGCGGGACACCGACAAUGAUGAUGGCAGCGGGACUGAUUUCCUAAAGAAUGCAAUCACUUAUGGUCAGACUGAAGGCCUGGGCCAUGACCUGUGGCGAGUGGAUGAUUUGCUGAACAUGUCAGAGGAACGCAUUGAAGAUGGAUUCACAAUGCCUCGAGAACCAGCAACAGAAGACGGCGAUAUGACCCGGCUGGUGUUGCAACAUUGUGUGAUGCCUGCAUACCAGUUCAUCAUUCAAGUAGCGCCCGACCAGGCUUCG
This is a messenger RNA of Stegastes partitus (bicolor damselfish), 576 nucleotides long. RefSeq names its product folliculogenesis specific bHLH transcription factor (gene figla). NCBI's taxonomy places the organism in Eukaryota, Metazoa, Chordata, Actinopteri, Pomacentridae. The annotation marks the transcript as partial. The record is from RefSeq and is a predicted model, not a curated record. Gene Ontology annotation, biological process: regulation of transcription by RNA polymerase II; developmental process. The transcript is spliced from 4 exons. Gene Ontology annotation, molecular function: protein dimerization activity; DNA-binding transcription factor activity, RNA polymerase II-specific; RNA polymerase II transcription regulatory region sequence-specific DNA binding.